AUUACUCAUCUACUUAUGGCUAUCGAAAUUGUGGCUUAUGUUGAUGAAUUUUUUUUGGUGAAAUUGCAGACUUGUCCCCUUUUGCUUCGAGUUUUCACUAAGAUUGGCAGCCAUCAUCCCAAAGAAGACUUUGCUGUGAGGGGAAAGGAGCCUAAAGAUGAGGUCCAAAUUUAUACAUGGAAGGAUGCCACACUUCGAGAGCUCACUGACCUAGUCAAAGAGGUUGCAACAGCGGCAAGGCGAAGAAAUGCAAGGCUUUCGUUUGCAUUUGUAUACCCUGAUAAGAAAGGUCGUUUUGUUUUCAGACAAGUCGGCACGACUCACUCAUAUGCAAAUGGGCGAGAUGAUGGGAAGACACUGGAGGCGCUCGACUUUCAGAUUGGAGACUACCUGAGUGUUGCCAUUCUCUAGAGCAGACAUUUUCAGAUGUGAGCUGUUGUUGAUGCAAUUAUCAGAACGAACUUAACAUAUUCUUCGUUUUUUUAGGUUUUUUCUUUUGUGACUAUUAAUCAAUGUAGUAUUGCCUGACAAAGAUUAUCAAGCUUUAAAGUACAUUGAUAUUAAAUGAUGAUCUUCUGUAUGAUAUUCGACUUAUCGUUUGCUUAUGUUAUGCUGUGCAAGUGCCCUUUGAGAUA
Asparagus officinalis (garden asparagus) is the source of this 635-nucleotide messenger RNA. RefSeq names its product histone deacetylase complex subunit SAP18. Gene Ontology annotation, biological process: negative regulation of DNA-templated transcription. Gene Ontology annotation, cellular component: nucleus. The transcript has 5 exons. The coding region runs from base 16 to 411 and encodes 131 amino acids. Gene Ontology annotation, molecular function: transcription corepressor activity; transcription factor binding. Lineage: Eukaryota; Viridiplantae; Streptophyta; Magnoliopsida; Asparagales; Asparagaceae. The record is from RefSeq and is a predicted model, not a curated record.